CCUACCCACCGCCUUUGUAGACCAGAAAGAGCUCGCCUCCUCAUCAUCUUCCGCUGCGUCGCGCCUUCUGGAGGAGAAGAUCCGACGAAUCCAGUACUCGGAGCCUCGGUUCGCGCUUUCGGUUGGGGCAAUCUACUCUUGCAGGGUGAUUUCAUUUGCUCUCUGUCAAAAUGGUUAAUUUUGGGAAGAAAUUGACAGCUAAUCGAGUUCAAGAAUGGGAACGAUAUUAUAUCAACUACAAGUUGAUGAAGAAGAAGGUUAAGCAAUUUGCUGAACAAAUCCAAGAAGGAGGACAAGAUCGUCGCCGUGUUCUAAAAGAAUUUUCAAGAAUGCUAGAUGACCAAAUUGAAAAGACUGUUCUCUUUUUUCUGGAGCAACAAGGGAUCAUUGCACAUAGGAUUCAAGAGUUGGGAGACCAGCGCACGAUACUUCUUGAGCAGCCAGAUAUAUCUAAGUUAUCUGAACUACGAGAAGCAUACUCAGCAGUUGGACAGGAUCUUCUAAAGCUUCUCAGAUUUGUAGAUUUAAAUGCUACUGGUAUUCGUAAAAUAUUGAAGAAAUUUGAUAAACGCUUUGGUUACAAGUUUACGGACUACUAUUUAAGUACUAGAUCAAAUCAUCCAUAUUCUCAGCUGCAGCAAGUCUUCAAGCAUGUGGGAGUAGCAGCUGUUGUAGGAGCCUUGUCUCGGAAUCUUGCAGAUCUUCAAGAACGUCAAGGAAGCUAUUUAUCCAUUUAUGAUCAGCCUUCAACAGCGUUAACGGUGCAAGACCCGGUCAUUUAUCUAAUACAUGCAUCAGUAGACAAGCUAACUCGUUCAACAAAUUUCCUUCAAUAUUUGGGACAACAUGCACUUAUUGUCCACGAAGAUGUACCCAGUGCAGAGGAGGAUCAAGUUGAUGACAAAAGAUAUCAUUUUAUGUCUCUUCUAUUGAACUUGGCUAAUACCUUCCUUUAUAUGGUCAACACUUAUAUUAUUGUACCAACUGCUGAUGACUACUCAAUGAGCCUUGGAGCCGCUGCAACAGUAUGUGGAAUUAUUAUUGGGUCUAUGGCUGUUGCACAGGUUUUCUCUUCUGUUUAUUUUAGUGCAUGGUCCAAUAGGUCAUACUUCAAACCUCUUGUAUUUAGCAGCAUCGUGCUCUUCUUGGGCAAUACUCUAUAUGCAUUGGCUUAUGAUCUUGACUCCCUGCCAAUCCUUCUCAUUGGUCGUCUCUUAUGUGGGCUGGGUUCUGCGAGAGCUGUUAAUCGUCGUUACAUCAGUGAUUGUGUUCCUCUUAAAAUUCGUAUGCAAGCUUCUGCUGGUUUUGUCAGUGCCAGUGCUCUUGGGAUGGCUUGUGGUCCUGCGCUUGCUGGCUUGCUUCAAACUAAUUUCAAGAUAUAUGCCCUAACAAUUAAUCAAGAUACUUUACCUGGUUGGGUUAUGGCAUUUGCUUGGUUAGCAUACUUAAUUUGGUUGUGGAUUUCAUUCAAAGAGCCAAUUCGUGACACUGAAGUGAAACAUUCCUCUCCAGAUGUGGAUGCUGGACAUGAUGAAAAUGAAUCAUUAGAAAGUGGUCUUAUGCAACAUUUGCUGCCAAGUUCAGAGCAGAAGCAAAAUGAAGAUGGUGAUGAUGAGUGUAACGACAGUGAAGAUGCUUCAGAAGAUUCUCACAGACCUGCAACUUCAGUUGCUUCAGCCUAUAGAUUACUUACUCCAUCAGUAAAGGUCCAGUUGUUGAUAUAUUUCAUGCUCAAAUAUGCGAUGGAGAUAUUACUCUCUGAAUCAAGUGUCAUUACCAGUUACUACUUUGGAUGGUCCACAAGUUCUGUAGCAAUAUUUCUUGCAAUCCUGGGGCUUACAGUUCUUCCAGUUAAUGCCGUUAUUGGAACGUACAUAAGUAACAUGUUUGAAGACAGGCAACUUUUGUUAGUAUCUGAAAUUUUGGUGUUAUUAGGAAUUGUACUAAGCUUCCAAUUCACAAGCUCAUACACGGUGCCGCAAUAUGUUUGCUCAGCAUUGAUCACAUUUGUGGCUGCCGAAGUUCUUGAAGGUGUCAAUCUAUCCCUCCUGUCUCAAGUUAUGUCAUCCCGCUUGGCACGAGGAACUUACAAUGGUGGGCUGCUAUCAACAGAAGCAGGGACUUUGGCUCGGGUGGUUGCCGAUGGUACUAUUACGCUUGCUGGCUAUUUGGGCGAAAGCAAGCUCCUCAACAUCACCUUGUUCCCCUCUUUAUUAAUCUGCGUAGCGUCCAUUGCUGCCACCAUCCGCAACUACAAUUCUCUCUUCUGAGUAGCUGCAUCAACUAUUAUUGCCUCUUAAUCUUAUUCCUUUAUUGCUUGCAUAAGCUGUAUAGUUGGUUGACCAGCUCAAUUCAAUUUAUUCAUGUCCAUUGGAGACUAGGAGUCUUCCUUGGAUUGCCAUGUUUCAGAAAAGCCAUUAUGUUUGCAAUAAAUGUCAUGAUUUGUUAGGCGUCUGCUGUACUGCAGGAGAUGGAACUAAAGAAAAUUUCAAUCUCUCAUGUAGUUGCGAGUGCAUGUGGGGAUUUAUUCAUGUAAUUUUUUUUGUGAUGUUUAUUUGUGUAAUUUUUAUUGCCAGUUGCCUCAUGUUUUGAGUUUUUUUUUU
This is a messenger RNA of Musa acuminata AAA Group (dessert banana), 2603 nucleotides long. Its product is annotated as SPX domain-containing membrane protein OsI_21475-like. Gene Ontology annotation, molecular function: transmembrane transporter activity. The record is from RefSeq and is a predicted model, not a curated record. Gene Ontology annotation, biological process: transmembrane transport. Gene Ontology annotation, cellular component: membrane. Bases 171 to 2270 code for a protein of 699 amino acids. Lineage: Eukaryota; Viridiplantae; Streptophyta; Magnoliopsida; Zingiberales; Musaceae. The transcript has 11 exons.